GUACGUAUUUCCUAAUUAUUUUUUUUUUUUGUGCAGUAUGUAAGUUUAGAAAUUUCGUAAAUUAGUUUAAAUAUGGUUAUUGGUGCCUUUCCGAUAGCAAAACUUGGCAUAUUGGCUGUCAAGCAAAUAAGUAAACCGAUUAGUGCUUUAACCAAGAGGGCUGCUCAACAAAAUUCCUUCAUUAAAUCGUAUAUAGUUACCCCACCAGCUCAACUCUAUAAUCAAAUUGAAGUACGUUCAAAACUAUGGCUCCUGAAUUUGGGUCAACCGAAACGUAUUCCGCCUUUAUCACAAGAUAUGGCAAUAAGAAUGGGUAGCGAUAUUUUAUCCGAACUUCUCAUAUUUAUAAUUGGUGUAUCAUUGAUAUUGGGAGAGUUUUCAAGGCAAUCCCGCAAUGAUACACGUAAACAUGAGAAGCAUAAGGCCGAUAGAUUGUUACUUGAACAAAGGAUUACGGAUUUAUGUAAACGUAUUGAACAUCAGGCCAAAGAAGUCAAAGAUCUAAAGGCCCAAUUUAUUGAAAGCCAUGAAUCUACCGAACAAGAAUGUUAUUAAAUACUUAAAUAAACAUUCAAAAUUGAUAGAAAGUUACAUAUUCAAA
Molecule: messenger RNA, 601 nt
Organism: Drosophila willistoni
Lineage: Eukaryota; Metazoa; Arthropoda; Insecta; Diptera; Drosophilidae
Product: putative OPA3-like protein CG13603
Exons: 3
Coding region: 73-555 (160 amino acids)
Biological process (GO): regulation of lipid metabolic process
Cellular component (GO): mitochondrion
Source: RefSeq, a predicted model, not a curated record